UUGAAUUUAAUAAACGAGAUUCAAUAAAAAUAUGUUUACUUUAAAGCUCUUUUAUUUAUCUAAAGUCAUUCAUCCUAAGUUGCAGGGUUGUUAAAAUAUCAAAAUAUCAGCUCUUAGCAAUUACAAUUAUCCCGUCUGAAUAUUCAUGCCUCAAAUACAACUGCUCUUCUCUCCUUAUUGAAACUCUCAGCGCCGAACAUAGCCGAACACGUUUUCUUGUUUACACACUCGCGAUUGACAUUUUCCUUUUCUCUCUCAUUCCCGCUUCCACGAUCAUGGGUCAUAAGUUCAGUGCUUCUGGGGACGCGCAGUCCUGUUUUUUCGCGAUAAUUUCGUCUCUUUUGUGUGGCUGUUUGUGUGCAUGGGGUGAUUGGUCAGUAUAAUUGAAUAAUGCCGUCAUAAUUUCAGUGCUUCUGGGGACGCGCAGUCCUGUUUUUUCGCGAUAAUUUUCGUCUCUUUUGUGUGGCUGUUUGUGUGCAUGGGGUGAUUGGUCAGUAUAAUUGAAUACCAUACCAUACCAUACCAAUCAGCAUAGCGCACCAGGUACGCGUGCUGUAGCAAGAAGACGCUUCCAUCUUUCUCGAUCUUGAGCUGCUAUUCUCCAAUUUCCCAGGUUACAGAUCUUCCGGAUAUCACCAUUCACUUUAUCUCCCCACCGUGCGCGCGGUUUCCCUGCUCUUCUGCCUGUUCCGCCAGCUGGUUCAGCGCGGUCAAAAAGCAGUCUGACAGGCUGGCUCUCGUCCAUUCGGGCGACAUGGCCGGCCCACCUGAGCCUCCCCACAGAGUAAUCCAGAGGACGCAGUCCGAACUGGUAACACUGCUCUUUGAAUAAACUUGUUGUGCUUAGUGCCUCCUGAAACAACUGCUUGAUUCUACCUGAAAAUCGCCUCAGAACACCUGCAAUCACCGCUGAGUAUGCUGCCUGCAACCCGCUGUGCCUGUAGCCGCUGGAAAAUUGUAGCCGAGGUAACUGUAUAGUGAGAUCUGAGCCUGUGAAUUUCUAGUGUAAGCAUAGUUUAUUGAGCCGCCAUAACAGCGAAGGGCUGCCCACCCAAAUCUGGUGCUUUGUUGACAUCCGCUUCUGUCACUUCACCGCGCUACUGGCCUGCCAUAUAACUUGCUGAUACACAGAAAAAACAGCUCACUCACCUGUUCUGUUACCGAACCACCUCGCUGAAAACAAUAUUCAAAUGCUGUAAGCUGUUAACGAUGCUCUUAGCGCCACCCGCACAAAAGCCCACUUAAAAUCUCGCCGCACAUACCACGAACAAAUUGCAUCAAGCCCAAAGUUGUAACAGCCAAAUCAAGCGUGAAUAAAGAUUGCCGUUCUGCUGUUUGUUUUCAUUUGAAAACCGCCCGCCCGCCCUGCCCCUCCGCUGCCAGUCCGCCCCAGUUUUGUUGCUGCACGAUCUACUGCUGUUAUUCUUCGCUGUUGCUGCCUAUCGUACAUUUCUACGCAUUGUCCUGAGCCGUCCACGUACUCGUCAGAUUGCUUGAUGGUGUAAGUAGCAAAGUGCUGUCGGCGUUGUCUGUGUUGUUGGACAGAACAGUACAUGAGCUACCCCCUGUAUUAUUCGCUGGACAACUAGCGCCAUCUAUUGCCGAGCACUGCUAACAUGGAUUUAAAAACAUUAGCAGAGUUGCCAAAACUGAUUGAAACGAUGAAACAGGAAUCACUAAACUGUACGAAGGAACUAGUUUCUAGCCAACAAUUCCUGUCCAGCAAAUUUGAGGAAAUCGUGCAAAGCCUCAAGAUUCUGAGUGAUGAAGUACAACACCUACGCGCUGAGAACGAUCAACUGCGGUGCUCAAUCAAAACACUAUCGCUCAAUGCAAAAUCCAUAUCGAACGCAGUUCAGAACACUGAAAGGGACUUGGAGAGCCAAUGUAGAGCGCAGCUUGCUUCGAAUGCGAUAGUAGUUGGUUUGCCAAGAUGCCCACAAGAGGACACAGCUGACUUGGUGCUCAAACUCUGCGAUUCCAUCGGCUACAAACAUGCAAAGAAUGAGAUUGUAUCCUGUAAUCGAGUCGCCAAUCAGACAGCAGGCAGUUCACCAAUCAAGAUAACGUUCAAAAGCAAGUACGGCAAGGAGUGCUUAAUGGAGCACAAGAAAAACUAUGGACCAUUGAACAGCACUAUGAUCAAAGGGGCGGAAUGGCCACGAGGAAAAGCUGGCAAGGUGUUCAUACGUGACGACCUAACACCAAUCACGAUGAGACUUUUUCAGGAGCUGAAGGAGCUGCAAGGAACGUUGAAGUUACGCUACGUCUGGCCGGGUCGAGAUGGGGCAAUAAUGGUCAGGAAGUCUGACAACUCCAAAGCUAUUCCCAUACACUCGCGGCAGGAUUUACAUAAGUUGCAGACUUUUGGACAGAAUUGAUGACCAGCAUCCAGUCAGUCACAAGCAGCAAACCACAUAAUGGCCAUUGAACCGCAAUCAACCAAUCAGUAUGUAGAUGAACCAACUCUGCUACGCUUUCCCCUGAAUGAAACCAGCUUGAAAAUUAUCCAGAUCAACAUAAGAGGCCUCAACGACUUCGACAAACUCGACUCUCUCUGCAUAUUCCUGCGUAACCUGAAUACCUGUGUGGAUGUCAUCGUAGUUGGUGAAACGUGGAUAAAACAGGACCGCUCACAGUUCUAUAAUAUCCCAGGCUACAUAAGCAUCCAUUCAUGCCGAUCAAAGUCCUCCGGGGGUUUGGCCCUAUUUAUCAGAAAUGGUCUGAAUUACGAAGUCUGUAACAACAUUUCGGAUCGUGGACAUCACCGCGUUGCUGUCAAAAUCAAAAUGGGCAGGAUUUCUGUAUCUAUCAACGGCUUAUAUCGUCCUCCUGAUGGCGACACAGCACGACUACUGGCAACAAUUGAAGACAUCUUAUCAAACGCAGAAGGCUCAGAACACAACAUCCUAGCAGGUGAUAUUAACAUCCCUGUUAACAGACCGCUUGAUCGAGAUGUCCAAAGGUAUCUUCAGCUGCUGAAUUCAUUCAGCAUGGUAGUGACAAAUACCUUUGUCACUCGACCACUCAGCAACAACAUACUCGACCACGUGAUCAGCAGCGUAUCGGAUGCCCCAAGGAUAACCAACUUCACGAUGGAGUGUGAAUUAAGUGACCACAACUAUGUGCUUACGGAGUUGAAGCUGAGUAAUCGUCGGGAGAGCAAACAGCUCUCAAAAACGAGGGUGAACUACAAUGCCGUUGACUCCCAAUUCCACCAGUUCCUCGUUAGUGAAGAUUGGACCUCCCGACCAGUGAAUGCGAGACUGCAAGCCAUUACCGGUAAAUAUGCGAAGCUAGUUGAAGAAAAUUCCACAACUACAACCGUUGAAGUGAAGGUGAAGAACAACUGCUGUCCUUGGUACAAUUUUGAUAUCUGGAAACUUGGCAACAUAAGGGACAGUAUGCUAAAAAAGUGGAAACGUAACCGCCAGGAUGCAAGAACAACAGAGCUGUUGGCCCACGCUAACCGGAAACUUGCUGCUGCUAAAACAAAGGCCCGUAUUCAGUACCACUCCAAACUCUUCAACUCAGGUAACCCAAAGAUGGUGUGGAGCCGCAUCAACGAGCUGAUGGGUGGUAAGUCGAAACCAAACAGCCCCAUUUCCCUUGUGGUGAACCUCAAUGAAGAGCACGACCCAAUGAAAGUUGCAAAUGUACUCAAUGAACACUUUGUGUCAGUUGGUUGUGUGCUGGGCAACCAGUUGACUUCGAAUGGCGACGUCAACCACUUUGGAACUAUCAAUCGCUCUCAAAGAUCCUUUUUCCUUCGACCCUCAUCCUCACAAGAAGUCUUCGAAUGGAUCUUCACACUUGAUCCGAGCAAAGCCACGGGUUACGACCGUUUUCCGAUAGCCGCCCUCAAGAAGCAUAGUAUCCUGCUCUCAACCAUAAUAAGCGACUGUUUCAAUGAAAGUAUCAGCCAUGCAUCCUAUCCAACAUGUCUGAAAAAGGCAAUAGUUUUCCCUGUCUUCAAAUCUGGAAACCCCAAAGACCCCAACAACUACAGACCGAUCUCUGUAUUGCCAGCCAUAAACAAAAUUUUUGAAAAACUAAUCUUCACCCGACUGAAUGGUUUCCUGACAACAACAAAGCAGCUUUACCAACAUCAAUUUGGAUUCCGGCAAGGAUCGACAACAGAAGUGGCUGUUGUUGAGAUGAUUGAUGAGAUCUCCAAAACGCUGGAUCGCAAGCUCUCCGCCGGUGCUGUUUUUCUGGAUCUGUCCAAAGCAUUCGACACUAUCAACCAUGAAAUGCUGCUGAAAAAACUUGAUUGUUACGGAGUAAGAGGUCAUCCUAACUAUCUGUUGGCAAGCUACCUGAAAGAACGUGCCCAACAAGUUGUAGUGUCUGGCGUGCUCAGUGACGAAUGUGCGAUCAGUUGUGGGGUACCCCAAGGCAGCGUCUUAGGUCCAUUACUGUUUCUCCUGUAUGUCAACGAUCUAUCUAACCUAAAGCUACAUGGUAUGCCCCGCCUCUUUGCUGAUGAUACGGCAAUCUCCUACACCAGUGCUUCGCCUACACGUGUCGUCGAAGAAAUGCGAGAGGAUAUGGAGGUGGUCCAAGAUUACCUUACAAACAAUCUUUUAGCCCUGAACAUCGGUAAGACAAAAUUUAUGCUGUUUCGCUUUCCCAAAAGGAAAUUGCCAACAUAUCCGGAGCUAACAGUACGAGGAGAACGAAUCGAGGAAGUAGCCACCUUUAAGUACCUUGGAGUGCAUAUCGAUAACCGAUUGUCUUGGAGUGAACACGUUGAAAAGGUUGCCACAAAGUGCUCUGCACUCAGUGGAGUUCUGAGGAAGUUGUCUAAGUCUGUACCACAACAUGUGUUGCUAAAAAUGUACCAUGCGUUCAUCCAAAGCCGUUAUCAAUAUGCAAUUGCCGCUUGGGGAACCUGCUGCAAAACACAUUUGAAAGUACUACAAGUCCAACAAAAUCGUUGCAUCAAAUCAAUCUACAAAUUACACUACCUGCAUCCAACACGUGAGCUGUAUACUAUGCCGCAGCACAACAUACUCCCGAUAAAUGGUCUGUACACGCAACGGAUCGCUACGGUCAUGUUUAAGGCUGUGAAAAACUUAAACCUGCACCACAACUGGCAGUUUAGGACAGCUGAACAUCGGUAUCCUAUAAGAACAGCGCAUCACCUACGACAGUCUGACUUCAGGACGGAAACCGGCAGGAAAAGAUUCUUAACAAGAGGUCCUCAUAUCUAUAACAAUUUGCCGGAAGAUUUAAAACAGUCGCAAACCCUGAGUGAGUUCAAAAAGAAGCUAGUGAGUCACAUUCGUAGCCAUUUAGAGAGUUACAUUGUACGUUAGAAAAUGUCAGUGUAGUAAUUAGUAACUUAACUGUAUGUCUUGAAUUUCUUCUAAAUAUCUGCUAGUUUUACCAGUUUUAAUCACAACCCUUUCAAGGAACACACUGUGUUCAUUAGGGAAGUGAUUGUUGUAAUGUAAAAGUUUUUUGAAUAAAGUCAUUAUUCAGCAAAAAAAAAAAAAAAAAAAAAAAAAAAAAAAAAAAAAAAAAAAAAAAAAAAAAAAAAAAAAAAAAAAAAAAAAAAAAAAAAAAAAAAAAAAAAAAAAAAAAAAAAAAAAAAAAAAAAAAAAAAAAAAAAAGUCAUCGAAUUUUGUGGCUGCGUUACGAGCUUACCCUUUGGUAUCGUAGCUGCGUUAUGCGUUUCCUGAUGAAUAUUUUCAUCAUAGUAAACUCAGGUUUUUUUUUCGAUUUGUUUGUUUUGACAAGUGCUGAGCUUGGAAUGACAUGGAUUUUGAAAUUGUCAAUGUUUCUUUAGAACAUUUAACCUGGGGAGCUGUAAACUUCUAGCAACUGUUAGAAGACGACCACCUCAAGUGAAGUUUUUGGGAUCUUCGUGAUGAACCUUUUAAUCAGAGCCGUACGCCCAAGGGGUCAUUUAAUCCUCCUCAUAACGCUGAUGUUUACAAUGAAUCAACAUCCCCGUUGGACCAGCUCAGCUGAACCAAAAUAGUCGACUAAAAUUGUGCUAGGACUGUUGGAUGUUGCUUCCAUCCUGACAGCACAGGGCCUAUUCGUACUUCAACCAGGUGGCCAUGAACGCCAACGGUGGAAUCUGCAGGCACUGGGUCAAUGCUUCAAUUCAGCCCAGUAUGAGGAUUAUAAACUAAAGUAUAUUAAAAGCAAAAAGCUUCCAUCGAUACAUAUAUUUCUUGUAUGGUCCGUUACUCCCCAAAGGAAUUAAUUAGAAAUAUUAAAUAGGUAAAUUCGACAAUCUGCUCUUUUUCUCCUCGACAAAGGGUUCGGUCAAAACGGUAAACUGUAUGUUCCGACUUCAACGCACUGGAGAACCGCAACAGCUCCAGAAAUCUUCUUCAAAUGGCGCGCUGAAAUUUUCCGCAUGCAUUCUUUUUGAUUCAUUUUAAAGCCAUCAGAAAAUUCACAUUGUUGAUUUUGGAAUUGUGAAAAAAAUUGACAGCUUAUAGAAAAGUCAUCAGAACCUAAGACAAAACCUAAGAGCUCUUAGAUCUGAACGCUUGAAAAAAGUAACGCUCAAAUGUCAGUUUGCCUCGUGCGUUACGACAACCGAAAGUUUUGCUGAAGGGGGGAUGUACCACGAUGUACCGCGUAACGCAACCAUAAAUCAAAUGCCAGUGCUCCCUCUGGAUUACUCUGUGGCCUCCCGAUCUUCGCCUGGGUGGCGAUGCACUAUGGGCCAUCUCCAUACAAACAGGCGGCCAAAUUAUUUUUUUGCUUUUUAAAUGUUUUUUCAUACAAAUUUGGGUAAUUGUAUGGUAUUGAAAUGAUAUACGUAGAUUUUUAUGACUUUUCAUGUUUUUCAAUAGUUGAUUGUUUAUAAUAAAUAGUCCUUUCAUACAUUUGCAAGUGCAACAGAAUUGCGUAUAUAUUGUAUUGCAAGUUUAAAUUAUUAAAUUAUGUAUAAGCUAAUACCACUGACGAACUGACGUGCCACCCCGAAUCCAAACUUGACCGCACUUUCCUAUCUUCCUUCUCACUCACCCUCAGCGAUCGGCGAUUGCCAAACAGACGAUUUGACAGAUGCGCAGCUGCACUGCCCUGUCGAAAAAACACCCUACUGUUCCAAAAAUAUAAUCGGGUUUAGUCGGAUGCAUCGACUGACGAAAUAACCGACUAAUCGGCCGAUGUUGCAACAUACGCUUAUGGAAAUUUAACCCAGACGUAAGCCGACGAAUCGGUAUUCGCAAUCAGCCAACUCGACCAUACGAAGUUGGCCGAUUAGUAGGUUGAUUAAAAUCACUGUCCCCGGAGAAAUCCGGGAACCUGCGUCUUAAUGGAACCGGCGUAUGAAUUAGCUGCCAAAAAGUAAUGGAUUACAUACCCACAACGUUUCGGCUGCUAGUUUAAUCACCUAAAAAUAAAUUUACGAAUUAGAAAUAAUUGUCUAUUUUUUAGAACUUCCGGACAAAGUUCCAAAUGUUCUGUGAUUAAAAUUUAUUAGAUAUUUCAUAAUAAAAACUUACCCCAAAAGAUUUAAGUAAAUACACCGAUGGUCAAUUGAAGCGCCGGGCCUUCUGCUGGGACCGCUACCUAAAACUAUGUUUUGGUUCAUUACCUUGAAAACAUUUAAAAACAAACAAACACUUGAAACAAUAAACUUGCCUAUUAUUCUUAAAAAUGAUUAUUGAAACACUUAGAAAAUACUUACCAAACUUUGUACAAGCUACUUUUUGCUACAACAUUGAAAAUUGCAGAAAUUCCGGUUCAAAUUAACGCAGACAAUAAUUUACCUAAGUCCAUUUUGUAAACAACACUAAAACGUAUUUCAUUGACCGAUUCCUUGGCCAACUUAGUGUGUUUCCGUGCAUGCCCGACUUAAACCAAUCUAAUUUGCCGAUUAAUAGAUCGACUGAAACGUUGGCAUCGACGCAUGCCAACUUAGUAGGUUUACAGGUCGGUCGUUUUAGAAGACACCCGAUUUCGUUGGCUGAUUGCUCAGAUUGAGAACUGUUAAACUUUCUACAGGGUGGCUGAGAAACUUUCAGGAACAACAAAAGAAAAUGGGGGAAAACAUAUUGAAGCCUAAAAACUAUUGCAAAUUCUGAACUAAACGAUGAAUAUUUUGUAAAUCUUGCAUUAUUUAAUGUGAAAUGAGGCAAGGAAUUGCUAUAAACUUCCAAAUUAGGCUUUUCUUCAGACUUUACGAUACAUUUCCAUUCCAACUCUUAUCCGCCAUUUUCACUUGUUGUUCCAGAAUCCAUCACAGCAAGGAAACAGCUGAUGUGGCAAAACGUCAAACUUGAAUUCUGACAAUCGCCGAAGAAGAGAAUAGUAGAAGGAAAAAGAAACAGUGUGCCGUCAAAAAUGAUCGACAAAUUUGUUCCUGGUGGCACGUCAGUUCGUCAGUGCUAAUACAUCCCCACUUUAAGGACACAAACCCCGUCCCCUCUUUCUUUCACCCCCCCCCUUCCCCCCUCCCCUCCAACAAAAUUUUGUUAAGCGUAAUAAAAUCAUUUUAAGUCAAAUAUUUAUUAUUUACUGCUGUGUGUUUCUUUUUGUGAGUCCAUGCCAUAUAACUUGAGACCCCUCCCCCACCCUUACGGGCAUAAAUUGCGAAAAUUUUAAUUGUUGAAUCAAAUAACAGAAAAAUUAAUUUUAUUCAAAAUAUUAAUUAUGAAGUAAAACGAUAAAAUACAAAACAUAUUCUUACUAAUCCUAAUGUUCUUGCUCGUGAAAAUUCAUUUGAAUAUAGAGUUUCUGACGGCUUCAGGAUGCGUUAGACUGGUUGCAACGCGAAGUUUUAUUAUUGUUUCAAAUUGCGAGCAGUUUUAAAUUUUUAGAACUGGCGGAAAUGAAACUAGAACACGAUGCUCGCAAUGCGCUGCUUCAAAUCUCGUUUCAAAUAAAUAUUUGAAAGUGUGUGUGUGUGUGUGUGUGAGGAUACGACAUCAAUCAAAAACUCAGUUGUCAAGCCUAAUUACGAGCAGUACCUACGUGAAAGACGAGAAGACGCUGAAAUUAAAAUGUUUUGUGACUUUGUGCUUGAAGAUUUGAUCGAUGAUUCGGAAAUGGAUGUGGCGUUGUUGGAAUUAGAAGGUAAAAAUGACUUUUAUUUGGAAGUUAGCUCAACUUAUGUGAAAUCAAGUGAAAGUGUGUGCCUAUGUAGGACAGCAACAAAAAGUAUCUUCAGUGGGGAUGAUAUUGGGUGGGGAUAGAGAUUAAGUCAAAUUUCUCAGAUUUUAUAUUUUUACGUCUAUUACAGGGGAGGCAUUUACACGCAAUCAUCGAGGAAAACGUAGCUUUGUCCGGAGAAAUUUUGUAGAAGAACAUCAAAAACUGAUGGAGGACUAUUUUGUCCUAAAUCCUAGAUAUGAUGAUACGAAAUUUGUGCGUCGAUUCCGGAUGUCGAAGGAAAUGUUCUUGAAGAUAGUCGACGAUCUGCAGGACGACGAAUUCUUCAAACAAAAAGUAGAUGCUCUAGGGAAAUCCGGAUUAAGCACAAUACAAAAAUGCACCGCAGCCGUAAGACUUCUCGCUUACGGUAUAUCUGCAGAUGCGGUGGACGAAUACAUUAAAAUUGGCGAGUCCACGGCUUUAUUUUAUCUCAAAAAGUUUUGCUCGGCAAUUACAAAUCUUUACGGAGAACAUUUUCUUCGGUAUCCGAAUCAGGAAGACAUAACAAGGCUGUUGAAUGAAAAUGCAAAUCGUGGCUUCCCAGGCAUGCUCGGGAGCAUCGAUUGCAUGCAUUGGUAAUGGGCGAAUUGCCCUACUGCGUAUAAAGGGCAGUACACUGGCAAAGAUGGGAAAGCCACUCUUGUACUAGAAGCCGUCGCAUCGUACGACACCCAUAUUUGGCAUAGCUUUUUUGGCUGUCCUGGAAGUUUAAAUGAUUUGAACAUUCUCGAUCGUUCGCCGUUGGU
Molecule: messenger RNA, 9875 nt
Organism: Culex pipiens pallens (northern house mosquito)
Lineage: Eukaryota; Metazoa; Arthropoda; Insecta; Diptera; Culicidae
Exons: 2
Coding region: 2421-5321 (966 amino acids)
Molecular function (GO): catalytic activity
Source: RefSeq, a predicted model, not a curated record